This is a messenger RNA of Corylus avellana, 2451 nucleotides long. Its product is annotated as Glycosyl hydrolase family protein. NCBI's taxonomy places the organism in Eukaryota, Viridiplantae, Streptophyta, Magnoliopsida, Fagales, Betulaceae. Gene Ontology annotation, biological process: arabinan catabolic process; xylan catabolic process. Gene Ontology annotation, cellular component: plant-type cell wall. Gene Ontology annotation, molecular function: alpha-L-arabinofuranosidase activity; xylan 1,4-beta-xylosidase activity. The record is from RefSeq and is a predicted model, not a curated record.
UCCUCUCCUCUGCUUUCACAUCUUCUUCUUCAGUACAGAAUGGGACUUAUCCAUUGCCUCUCUCUCGUAUCCCUUCUCCUCCUUGUGCAUACUACUGAGUCAACUCAGCCUCCAUUUUCAUGUGACGCAUCCAACCCAUCAACGAAAUCGUUCCCUUUCUGCCAAACCUCACUACCCAUCAGGAAACGAGUCCAGGACCUCGUAUCCCGCCUCACAUUGGACGAGAAGAUCUCUCAGCUCGUUAACACAGCGCCUCCGAUCCCCCGCCUCGGCAUCCCCGGCUACCAGUGGUGGUCCGAGGCUUUACACGGCGUUGCCAACGUUGGCCCCGGCAUCCAUUUUAAUGGGGCUAUCAAGGCCGCCACAAGCUUCCCUCAGGUUAUUCUGACUGCCGCUUCCUUUGAUACCCAUCUCUGGUAUCGCAUCGGCCAGGUGAUUGGAGCUGAGGCUAGAGCGGUGUACAAUGCAGGGCAAGCGGAGGGGAUGACGUUUUGGGCUCCGAAUAUAAAUAUAUUUAGGGACCCAAGAUGGGGGAGAGGGCAAGAGACGCCUGGAGAGGAUCCAUUGGUGACAGGGAGGUAUGCAGCGGCAUAUGUGAGGGGUGUUCAGGGGGACUCCUUCGAGGGUGGGAAGCUCAAAGGGAGACUUCAAGCUUCGGCUUGUUGCAAGCAUUUCACGGCUUAUGAUUUGGACGACUGGAAGGGCGUAAACCGCUUCGUUUUCGAUGCUCGCGUGACGGUGCAAGAUAUGGCGGACACAUAUCAACCUCCAUUCCAGAGCUGCGUAGAAGAAGGGCGAGCCAGUGGGAUAAUGUGUGCGUACAACCGUGUCAAUGGCGUCCCAAGCUGUGCAGAUUAUAAUCUGCUAUCUAAGACUGCCAGAGGCCGAUGGGGUUUCAAUGGCUACAUCACAUCAGAUUGCGAUGCUGUCUCUAUCAUCUUUGACAACCAAAGAUAUGCUAAAACACCAGAAGAUGCUGUUGUUGAUGUCCUCAAAGCUGGAAUGGAUGUCGAUUGCGGAUCCUACUUGCAGAACCAUACCAAGAAAGCAGUAGAGCAGAAAAAGUUACCUGAAUCAGAAAUAGACAGGGCCCUUCGCAACCUUUUCUCUGUUAGAAUGAGGUUGGGACUGUUUGAUGGCAAUCCAGUUCAACAGCGUUUUGGCAACAUUGGUCCAGGCCAAGUGUGUUCCCAAGAUCACCAGGAUCUAGCCCUUGAAGCCGCUCGGAGUGGCAUUGUUCUGUUAAAAAACUCCGACAGAUUGCUGCCAUUGCCCAAAAAAAAAACCUUGUCGCUUGCUGUAAUAGGCCCCAACGCCAAUUCCCCAAAAACACUUCUUGGAAACUAUGCAGGCCCGCCAUGCAAAUCUGUUACCCCACUGCAAGCAUUGCAGAGUUAUGCUAAAAACACACUCUUCCAUCAGGGCUGUGAUUCAGUGGAUUGUUCUUCUGCUGCAAUUGGUGAAGCAGUCAACAUAGCGAAGAAGGUGGAUUAUGUGGUGUUGGUUGUGGGACUGGAUCAAACUCAAGAGAGGGAGGCACACGAUCGUGUGCACCUAGAGCUUCCUGGAAAGCAGCAGGAGCUGAUCAAUGCUGUAGCAAGUGCAGCUAAGAAACCAGUUGUUUUGGUUCUUCUUUCCGGUGGUCCAGUUGAUAUAUCUUCAGCCAAGAAUGACAAACACAUCGGAAGCAUCUUGUGGGCUGGUUAUCCAGGUCAAGCUGGAGGAAGUGCGAUUGCAGAAGUUAUCUUUGGCGAUCACAACCCAGGAGGAAGAUUGCCAGUGACUUGGUAUCCACAAGACUUCGUAAAAGUACCAAUGACAGACAUGAGGAUGAGGGCAGAGGCAUCGUCGGGCUAUCCCGGGCGCACAUACCGUUUCUACGAAGGUGAAAAAGUUUUCGAGUUCGGUUAUGGCCUCAGCUACUCGAACUAUGUUUAUGAGCUCCCGGCUGUCGCACAAAGCAUGAUCCACUUGAAUCAAUCAUCAGCUACACAGACGGCGGAAAACAGGUUAGUUUCAGAGCUUGAUAAGGACCUGUGUGAGAGGAAGAAGAUCUCGGUCAAUGUCCGCGUAAAAAAUGAAGGGGAGAUGGCGGGUAAGCAUUCGGUAUUGCUGUUUGUGAGAAGGGAAAAGGCUAGCCAUGGGAGCCCAGUCAAACAGCUGGUUGGUUUCCAGAGCAUUAACCUAAAGGCAGGGGAAAGAGCUGAAGUUGAAUUUGUGUUGAACCCAUGUGAACGCCUUAGCAAAGCCAAUGAAGCUGGUUUGAUGGUGAUCGAGCCAGGAUCACAUUUCUUGGUUGUAGGUGAUGCAGAGCUCCCACUUACCAUCAUAAUUUGAUUUUGGGAAGAAGCUGAAUCAAAUAUUUAAUGAAAUGUUCAUCCAACCAUAUAAUAUAAACAAUUUCCUCUGAUUUGGGUCAACAUUGCCUUAAUUAAGAGGUAAGAUUCUGUA